UACCAACUCAAGCCGUGGUCAACAACACCAACUGCUUGAUGAAAUGCUAAGAAGAAGGGACAUGGAGUAUUAGAAACCCAAAAAAAUCUGACAUUGAAAUUGAAGGAUUAGAGAAAUGCCAUUCAAUGGAGUAUUACUGGUGUCAGUGGCUAAGACAUCAGCAGAAGUUUGGCAAUUUUUGUCAUGUCUGGCAGACCCAAUUGACAGCGAAGAGCUUUUGGAUCUGGUCAUCUGCUUCCCUCUUCAACAAUUGGGUCGCUUAGCUCUUUGUGUUUGGACUUUCCUUUGUGUCCCUCCUGACCCUUAUUACUAUCGCCGUUACUCUUACAAUUCUUAUGCUUCUUCUUCAUCUUCAUCACUUUAUGAUAACCAAGAUUUUGUUGCUGCGCCUCCUCCCCAAUAUUACUAUGAUUCUUCUUCUUCUUCUUCUUCUUCACAUUCGGAUUGACCAUCAUUACCUAAUCUAAUCAACUUGUAAAGUUCUCUUCUUCCUUGGUUUGUUUUCCUGCUAUUUUGCUCU
Solanum stenotomum is the source of this 520-nucleotide messenger RNA. RefSeq lists its product as uncharacterized. The coding region runs from base 116 to 448 and encodes 110 amino acids. The transcript has a single exon. NCBI's taxonomy places the organism in Eukaryota, Viridiplantae, Streptophyta, Magnoliopsida, Solanales, Solanaceae. The record is from RefSeq and is a predicted model, not a curated record.